UCACCUACUUAACCUAGCCUAUCUCAUUCGCAAUCUCCCUCCCUCCAAAACUUUCGAAACACACAAACCUCUCUCAAGGGUUAGGGUUAGGGUUUUGCCUUAUCUAUAUAUAUAAAAAAACCACUCCUCUUCAUUCCAACAAUAAUAGUCUCGCCAAUUUAAACAACAAUGCCAAGGCACAGAAGCCGGAGCAGAAGCUACAGUCCUGGUCGCCGUAGCCGAACCCCUCCUCGGGGCCGUAAGCGAUACGAUGACGAAGAUCGCCACCGUGACACCCGUUCUUACCGUGACCGUCGCUCUCCUGCUUCAUCUGGCUUGCUCAUUCGCAAUCUCCCUCUCGACGCCAGGCCUGAAGAUCUUAGGGGGCCAUUUGAGAAAUUUGGUCCUUUGAAAGAUAUUUAUCUGCCCAAGAAUUACCACACUGGGGAACCACGAGGGUUUGGAUUUGUGAAGUAUCGUUACGGUGAAGAUGCAGCUGAAGCAAAAAAACGGAUGGACCAUAAAAUCAUUGGUGGACGUGAGAUAAGAAUUGUCUUUGCUGAGGAGAACAGAAAAACACCUCAAGAAAUGCGCAGAACUCCUCGCACAAGUGACCGACAUGGAGGCAGCCAUGGAGGGAGAACACCACCAAGGUCCCCAAGACAUCGAUAUCGUUCCUACUCACGCUCACCUUCACCUGCCAGGCAUGAUUCGAGGGAUCGCGGUGUGAAGGAGGAUUAUUGCUCUCCACGGAGAUCAAGAUCCAUUUCACGCUCUCGUUCUCCACGAGAUGAGAGGGACUUCCAGGUAGACCAGCGGUCGCUAAGUCCAUCGGAGAAGGGCCGAAACCCGAAGGAAAGGAACCAUGCAUCUCGUGGGUCAAGGACUCUGAGGGCCAAUAGCCGUAGUCCAUCAAGGUCGCAUUCACAAUCCUAUGGUUUUCAGAACAUGGAUGUAAGCCACAAUGCUGGAUGUAAGCCAACUGAGUGUCAAAGUCUAAUGCAUAAUGCAGUGAUAGAAACAGUUCUUCCUUUACAGAACAUGGAAGUGCAGUGUUUGCUCUGAUUUGAGCCAUUUGGGAUAAAAAGACUGAAAGUUUUCAAGCAAACAGCGUUCCUUUGUUACAUGUAGUUUUCAGCCUUUUUUUAUGAUGCUUUUGGGGGUGUCUGUAGUGAGCAUACAGAGAUGUUAUAGAGCUCUGUCCUAGUUUUGUUUUUGUGUUUUUGUCUUUAUUAUGAGGAGAAUGGCUCAUCCACCUGUUUGUAAUUUAAUAACUUUUUUCUGCGUUGGUUAUUCUUAGAUGUCUCCAUGUAGAGUAUGCUAGCUUGCCUUCAUCUUUUUCUUUGUAUUACUUGAAAUACUGGAGUACUGAUCCUUUGUA
Molecule: messenger RNA, 1360 nt
Organism: Populus trichocarpa (black cottonwood)
Lineage: Eukaryota; Viridiplantae; Streptophyta; Magnoliopsida; Malpighiales; Salicaceae
Product: serine/arginine-rich SC35-like splicing factor SCL28
Exons: 7
Coding region: 169-1044 (291 amino acids)
Molecular function (GO): RNA binding
Source: RefSeq, a predicted model, not a curated record